Messenger RNA from Penicillium salamii, 1431 nucleotides. The record is from the annotation of a GenBank genome assembly. Lineage: Eukaryota; Fungi; Ascomycota; Eurotiomycetes; Eurotiales; Aspergillaceae.
AUGGAUGCAUUUGUCUCCAGGAAGCGCCGGCGAGUCUCGCAAGAUGAAGAGCCUCGGCUGGACAAACAUCCAUCUGACCCGUGCCUCGAGGAUUCCACUGACGUAAAGCUUGCAAUUCUACUAUCUCUCUUUCCAAACAUCAAGCAAGAAGAGCUGCUAGAUAUACUGGUGUCCUGCGAAGGAUCUGUUGAGGCAGCCUCCUCAACGCUCUCCGCGCAAGGGCCCGCAGCCGACAUCCUGACAACCAAAAAGCGAGCCGCUGCAGGCUCACUUGGCACGCAAACAUCUCUUUCCUCGCAUGUCCUUAAAACAAGUGAAGAUGGAACUUUGAAACCGAUCAAUGAGGCAGGAACCAAGAAGAAACCACCGCCUACGAGAAAAGGCAAGACACUACAUCUUUAUUCACCAGAGGACAUCGCAGCUUAUACGCCAUGCACUAUCAUUCAUAACUUUCUGCCACCAGAAACAGCGAACGAACUUUUGGUAGAACUUCUGGAGGAGUCGAAAUAUCUUACAAGGUCUACCUUUCAACUCUUCAGUCGCACUGUUCAGAGUCCUCAUACACACGCCGUGUAUGUCUCAACGCCCGAGGAACAACAGCAGCAAAUGUCAGAUUACACAUAUGGCGGGACAUAUUUUUCAAAUGUGAGACAAGCAACGCCGAAUCUACGUUCUGUUUCACGCCAGGUCCAAACGGUCGUCAAUGAUGAGAUUAAGAAACGAAUCCGCGACGUCUAUCCAAACGGAAAGAAGCUUCAGUAUCAGUCAUCGAAAGAGUGGAAACCCAACGCGGCAUUUGUCAACUGCUACGAUGGCCCCGCUGAGAGUGUGGGAUACCACUCUGAUGGACUGACUUAUCUCGGUCCUCAUCCUGUCAUUGGAAGCCUGAGUCUCGGCGUAUCACGCGAGUUCCGCAUCCGCCGUAUGAUAGCACAAGACGAGGACGACGAAGAGAACAAAGACAAGAAAUUGACCGACCCAAAUCGUCCCCAGAACCAGAAUGCAGCUGCACGUGCUGAUUUGCAAGGGCAGAUUUCAGUUCAUCUGCCUCACAACUCACUCCUUGUGAUGCACGCAGAGAUGCAGGAGGAGUGGAAACAUUGCAUUGCCCCUGCACAAAGCAUCGUUCCACAUCCAAUUUCUGGGAAUCGUCGAAUCAAUAUUACCUACCGGUGGUAUCGGGAUUCUCUUCAUCCCCGGUAUACGCCGCGAUGUAAAUGUGGACAGCAUGCGAUCCUCCGAUGCGCGCACCGUAAGCAAGAAACGCGGGGGCGAUAUAUGUGGAUGUGUUAUGCCAGUUAUACUCCGGGGAAUGAGGGGUGUUCGUUCUUUCAAUGGGCGGAAUUCGAUGACGAUGGGGAUCCAGUGUGGGACCGAAAAGAAUUUGAAGAUCAGGGACCUGCUCUGGAUAAUUUCUCGGCGUCUCAAUAG